GGGAUACAGUAGGAAGUUUCUGCUGGGGUCUGCACAGGAGAUAUACCACUAAACCUACCCCUGUAUGACUAGGAACAAGAAGAUCUAGACAGGACCACAGAGAGUCUACAUGUCUAAUAUCUAGACAUGUUCAGCUUUGUGGAUACAAGACUACUGCUAGUAAUAGCAGCAACCAUCCUAGCAGCAAAAUGUCAAGGAGAAGAUGAUGCCAGCAAUUCUGAAUGCACCUAUGGAGGUACUUAUUAUGGUGACAGAGAAGUAUGGAAACCUGAAGCCUGCCUGAUCUGCGUAUGCGACCACGGAAAAGUUCUUUGUGAUGAAGUGAUGUGUGAAGAGUCAGACGUCCCCUGCACAAAUUCAGAAAUCCCAUUCGGAGAAUGCUGUCCAGUUUGCCAUGACUCUGACGUCCCACAAUCUCAAGUUGAGGGUCCCAAGGGAGAGACCGGACCACAAGGAGAGAGGGGCCCACCUGGCCCACCUGGCAGAGAUGGCAUUCCCGGACAACCUGGACCCCCAGGUCCUCCUGGUCCAGCUGGCCUUGGCGGAAACUUUGCUCCUCAAAUGUCUUAUGGUUAUGAUGAGAAAUCUGCUGGUAUCUCCAUGCCUGGCCCAAUGGGUCCAAUGGGUCCCCGUGGUCCCCCUGGUCCUUCUGGCUCACCUGGACCUCAGGGUUUCCAAGGACCCCCUGGUGAACCCGGUGAACCUGGUGCUUCUGGUGCUAUGGGACCCCGUGGACCCCCAGGACCUCCAGGAAAGAACGGUGAAGAUGGUGAAGCUGGCAAACCUGGCCGCCCUGGAGAGCGUGGACCCUCAGGCCCACAGGGUGCUCGUGGUCUUCCAGGAACUGCUGGUCUUCCAGGAAUGAAGGGACACAGAGGUUUCAAUGGUCUUGAUGGUGCCAAGGGUGAUACUGGUCCUGCUGGCCCUAAGGGAGAACCUGGUGCCGCUGGUGAGAAUGGUGCUCCCGGACAAGCUGGUCCCCGUGGUCUCCCUGGUGAGAGAGGUCGCCCUGGCCCCUCUGGCCCAGCUGGUGCUCGUGGUAAUGAUGGCGCUCCUGGUGCUGCUGGUCCUCCUGGUCCCACUGGCCCAAGUGGACCCCCUGGAUUCCCUGGUGGUGUUGGCUCCAAGGGUGAUGCUGGUCCCCAAGGAUCUCGUGGUUCUGAUGGUCCACAAGGUGCUCGUGGUGAAGCUGGUGCUCCUGGCCCAGCUGGUUCUUCUGGCCCUGCUGGAAACCCUGGUACUGAUGGUCAACCUGGUGCCAAGGGUGCCACUGGUGCUCCUGGUAUUGCUGGUGCUCCUGGUUUCCCUGGUGCCCGUGGUGCUCCCGGACCUCAAGGCCCUGGUGGUUCUCCUGGUCCCAAAGGUAACAAUGGAGAACCUGGUGCCUCUGGAAACAAGGGUGAGCCUGGUGCUAAAGGAGAACCUGGCCCCGCUGGUGUUCAAGGACCCCCAGGUCCCUCUGGUGAAGAAGGAAAGAGAGGAUCCCGUGGAGAACCCGGACCUUCUGGACCUUCCGGACCUGCUGGCGAACGUGGUGCCCCUGGUAGCCGUGGUUUCCCUGGUGCUGAUGGUGCUUCUGGACCCAAGGGUCCCCCUGGUGAACGUGGUUCCGUCGGCCCUGCUGGUCCCAAAGGAUCUGCUGGUGAAUCUGGUCGCCCUGGUGAGCCUGGUCUUCCCGGUGCUAAGGGUCUGACUGGCAGCCCUGGUAGCCCUGGCCCUGAUGGCAAGACUGGCCCUGCUGGAGCCCCUGGUCAAGAUGGCCGCUCUGGACCUCCUGGCCCACCUGGUGCUAGAGGCCAGUCUGGUGUAAUGGGAUUCCCUGGACCUAAAGGCGCUGCUGGUGAGCCUGGAAAGCCUGGUGAGAGAGGUGUUGCUGGUCCUCCUGGUGCAGUUGGUGCCUCUGGCAAAGAUGGUGAAGUUGGUGCUCAAGGUCCCCCUGGCCCUUCUGGCCCCGCUGGGGAGAGAGGAGAACAAGGUCCCGCUGGUGCUCCUGGAUUCCAAGGUCUUCCCGGAUCUCCAGGUGCUACUGGUGAGAGUGGCAAGCCCGGUGAACAGGGUGUUCCUGGAGAUGUUGGUCCUUCCGGCCCUGCUGGCGCAAGAGGUGAAAGAGGUUUCCCUGGUGAACGUGGUGCUCAAGGUCCUCCUGGCCCUCAGGGACCCCGUGGUUCUAAUGGAGCUCCUGGUAACGAUGGUGCUAAGGGUGAAGCUGGUGCUGCAGGUUCUCCUGGUGGUCAAGGACCUGCUGGUCUUCAAGGAAUGCCCGGUGAGCGUGGUUCUGCAGGUCUGCCUGGUGCUAAGGGUGACAGAGGUGAUCAAGGAACUAAAGGAAGCGAUGGUGCCCCUGGUAAAGAUGGAGUUAGAGGUCUGACUGGCCCCAUUGGUCCACCUGGCCCAGGUGGUGCUCCUGGUGACAAAGGUGAAGCUGGUCCUGCUGGCCCUUCUGGUCCCACUGGUGCCCGUGGUGCUCCCGGUGAACGUGGUGAGCCUGGUCCUUCUGGCCCUGCUGGAUUUGCUGGUCCUCCUGGUGCUGAUGGUCAACCUGGUGCCAAGGGUGAACAGGGAGAUAAUGGUCCCAAAGGUGAUGCUGGUCCUCCAGGCCCUGCUGGUCCCACUGGUGCUCCUGGCCCUGCUGGUGCAAUUGGUGCUCCUGGUGCCAAAGGUGCUCGUGGUACUGCUGGACCUCCUGGUGCUACUGGUUUCCCUGGUGCUGCUGGACGUGUUGGACCCCCUGGCCCCUCUGGCAAUUCUGGACCUCCCGGCCCAUCAGGCCCCUCUGGAAAGGAAGGACAAAAAGGACCCCGUGGUGAGACUGGCCCAGCUGGACGUUCUGGUGAACCUGGAGCUGCUGGACCUCCUGGACCUUCUGGCGAGAAAGGUUCUCCUGGUAGCGAUGGCCCUGCUGGUGCCCCUGGUAUUCCCGGACCUCAAGGUAUUGCUGGAACCCGUGGUACCGUUGGUCUUCCAGGACAGAGAGGAGAAAGAGGUUUCCCUGGUCUUCCUGGACCCAAUGGUGAACCUGGCAAACAAGGUCCAGGUGGUCCAAGUGGUGAACGUGGUCCCCCAGGUCCUUCUGGCCCACCAGGCUUAGCUGGACCUCCUGGUGAAUCUGGUCGUGAAGGCUCUCCUGGAAAUGAAGGUGCCCCUGGUCGUGACGGUUCUGCUGGAGCCAAGGGUGACCGUGGUGAGUCCGGACCUGCUGGUGCUCCUGGCGCUCCUGGUGCCCCUGGUGCUCCUGGCCCAGCUGGCCCUGCUGGAAAGAAUGGUGAUCGUGGUGAGACUGGUCCCGCUGGUCCUGCUGGUCCCGCUGGCCCUGCUGGUAUUCGUGGUUCUGCUGGACCCCAAGGCGCACGUGGAGACAAGGGUGAGGCUGGUGAACAAGGAGAAAGAGGCAUGAAGGGACACAGAGGAUUCAACGGUCUUCCAGGACUACCUGGUCCACCUGGACACUCUGGUGAACAAGGUCCUUCUGGAGCUAGCGGUCCCGCUGGUCCAAGAGGUCCACCUGGAGCUUCUGGCAACCCUGGAAAGGAUGGUGCUAAUGGUCUGCCUGGUCCCGUUGGUCCUCCUGGUCCACGUGGUCGUACUGGUGAUGUUGGUCCUGCUGGUCCCCCUGGACCUCCUGGUCCCCCUGGUCCUCCUGGCCCCCCAAGUGGUGGAUUUGAUUUCAGCUUCAUGCCCCAGCCACCUCAGGAGAAAUCUCACUACCGUGCUGAUGAUGCCAACGUUAUGCGUGACCGAGAUCUUGAGGUAGACACCACCCUAAAGAGCCUCAGCAAACAGAUUGAAAACAUCCGCAGUCCAGAGGGUACCAGAAAGAACCCUGCCCGCACCUGCCGUGACCUGAAGAUGUGCCAAUCUGACUUGAAGAGCGGUGAAUACUGGAUUGACCCCAACCAAGGCUGCACUCUUGAUGCCAUCAAGGUCUUCUGCAACAUGGAGACUGGAGAGACCUGUGUGUAUCCCACUCAAUCCACAGUUCCACAAAAGAACUGGUACACUAGCAAGAACCCACGUGAGAAGAAGCAUGUCUGGUUCGGAGAGACAAUGAGUGAAGGAUUCCAGUUUGAAUACGGCAGCGAGGGAUCUGACCCAGCUGAUGUUGCCAUCCAACUUACCUUCCUCCGUCUCAUGGCCACUGAAGCUUCUCAGAACAUCACCUACCACUGCAAGAACAGCGUGGCUUACAUGGACCAAGAAACUGGCAACCUAAAGAAGGCCCUUCUCCUCCAAGGCUCCAACGAAAUUGAAAUCAGAGCAGAGGGCAACAGUCGCUUCACAUACAGUGUCACAGAGGAUGGUUGCACGCAACACACAGGAGAAUGGGACAAGACCGUCAUUGUAUACCAGACAUCAAAGACAUCACGUCUGCCCAUCAUUGAUGUUGCACCCAUGGAUAUUGGAGCUGCCGACCAGGAAUUCGGAAUUGAGAUCGGGCCAGUCUGCUUCGUGUAAAAACAAAAGACAAAUUCCAGGACAGGAGAAUAUCUCAUGCGGACUUGAAAUUGUUGUUCCUCUCAUCUCUAAAACUUUUCUUGUUUCCAUAAGCAUUACACGAAAAAACAAACAGAUAGCCAUGCUUUGAAGAACAUCUCUCAAAGGACAGACCAUGCCCGUGUAGUUGUGUUCACGGGAUGGAGAUUUAUCACCUCUCCCAAUAUCUGUGCCCCUGCUUAUAUUGGCCUUCCCAGAACCCUGAAGAUGUCCUUUUCCCUUUGGAAAACAAAAGGAAAUUAUGACUGUCCUCGGAUUUGAGAUGAUGAGAUUGUUGGAUCAAUGAUCCUAAAGUGAAGAGGAGUAAACAAGAUCAUUUCAUGUAAUGCACCUUUUUUAAGAAAAAGAAAUUUUUUUUGUUUUUCAUUUGUUCAGGUGGCAAAAAAAUAAAUAUGAAAAAAUUAAAUUGAAGGUGUGUGGAGAGUGUUUUGGAAUCAUGAAAGACUUGGGUUUUGUCCUCUGGGUGUGAGUGUCUCCUUUCACUUCUUCUCCAUCAUUCCUUGAAGUUUCUUCUCCAUGCUAAGCAUCAUCCUUAUCAUACUGAAGGUCCCAUAAAUGGUUCUUUUAGUAUUAGAAGGGUGAACAGUGUAGAGUAUUAAUGUGUGUUUUUAUUUCCUGAGACUACCUCACUGUUUUUUCCCAUUCAUUUGGUGCUAAGGUCUCACUGCGUCUUUAAUGGUCUUCUCCACAAUAGUUUCAGUUUUCGGUGCUAAGCAAUAGAAGGGAUCUAUUGUCCAUAUUUAUCCCCUGACCCUGCCUCAAUUAAAGGUGCUAUUUUCUUCCCAUCUUAUCUCUUUUAAACCCAUUUCCCGUGAACACAAGGUCAAAAGGUCCUGUCUGUAUUGGUGUAAUUCUCACCUUUUUGUUUUGCUUCGUCCUCUUUGUCUUGACCAUUGCUUCUUCUUGUUUUCCUCCUUCCUUCUUCUUUUCCAACUUUUUGUCCAAACCAAAACUAGACAGUGAUACUAUGGGGUUUGAACUGAAAAAAACAAACAAACAAACGGAUCUGUACCUGUUUUGUAAUUGUAUAAUAAUUUGAGAUGUUUUUAAUUAUUUU
This is a messenger RNA of Bufo bufo (common toad), 5548 nucleotides long. It is a transcript of the gene COL1A1, whose product is annotated as collagen type I alpha 1 chain. Gene Ontology annotation, molecular function: protein binding; extracellular matrix structural constituent. NCBI's taxonomy places the organism in Eukaryota, Metazoa, Chordata, Amphibia, Anura, Bufonidae. Bases 127 to 4452 code for a protein of 1441 amino acids. The transcript is spliced from 51 exons. The record is from RefSeq and is a predicted model, not a curated record.